Colletotrichum spaethianum is the source of this 537-nucleotide messenger RNA. RefSeq lists its product as uncharacterized. Bases 1 to 537 code for a protein of 178 amino acids. NCBI's taxonomy places the organism in Eukaryota, Fungi, Ascomycota, Sordariomycetes, Glomerellales, Glomerellaceae. The transcript is spliced from 2 exons. The record is from RefSeq and is a predicted model, not a curated record.
AUGCCAUGCCCCGAGUCCCCAAGCUUCACCAUGGGCUCCAAGCCAGACGCCAGCGCGCGAACCACCACCGCAUGGGGCUCCUACUGUAUGUCAUCCCUCUACAAAAAACUCAAGUCUCUCUUCUGGACAAAGAGCCGAGGCCAAUCUGCUGCAGACAGGGGGUCUCACGAACAGCUCAUCGGCAUCAGCCGCGCCACCUACCUCCAGUGUCACAAGAGACAGCAGAUCAGGGAGUACCACCAGCGCUGCGCCGUCGAGGCCAGCUGGCCGUUCAUCAAGAGCAGUAAUGAGCGGGAAGAACAAGAUAAGGCUGUCAAGUUCGCCGAGAUUGUCGAGUACAUUACCCAGACGCCUGUUGGGGAUGGGGAAACCCACAACCCUUUCGAAUCGUGCCUCGAAACGCCGGCAACCGGCGAGGAUAAGCUUGGAAAGGAGCUGGCGCAGAAGGAGCUAAAGGCCCUUGAGAUCACGGAUGAAGACGACCUGAAUGAGAUUGUCAACAAGAUCUGGAGCGUUCUGCACCCAGAUGAGCCGUGA